GUUUGAAUUUCUCCCACACAUCCAGACUCCCCAUUCAUUCCCCGGCUGCCUCAUCUUUAAGUCGUUGGUCUUUGUUGAAAUUCAAUACACCACGCCACAAUUGUUGCCCACAAUCAUAAAAAUCCAUAAAUAUAUAUCUUCAUAGUCGAUCAGUUUGUGAUCACAACUCAAACAAUUCAAUCAUUUUGCAUCGUAACUAGAAAACAGAAAAGCAAAAGCACUUUUAUUAAAUUUUCACGACGUUGUCAUCAUGGAAGCCUAUUCUAGUUCUUUUUCCUCGUCCAACUCUUCAUACUUGACCCAAAACCCUGAUGAAUCCAAGGGGCUGAUGAAGCUAGUGUACCCUCUUCAGUCGCACAAUUCCUGGCUCCACUCCGUGAGGAAGCCAUCGGCGAAGCCCAGGAAGAAGGCACCGGUGGCACCGAUGCCACCAACACCGGCCAAAGUGUACAAAGUGGACGCUGUAAACUUCCGCGACGUGGUUCAGCAGCUCACAGGUGCACCCGAGCAGAAGCCCCAGCCACGUGAGCAACAGCUUCUUCAAAGCAACGUCGCACGUGCUGGCACUUCCCUCGGCGUUCCCAAUGUGCCCCAGAAGCAAAAUGAAGGAAGCGCAGACACGUGCACUAAAUGGUACCAGGACUUGGACUUUGGCAUGAAUUUGCUCUCACCAACUUCUUAUAGUACUUUCUUUUUCCUUCCUCUUUUGAGCCCAAGAGAUGUCACCAGUUUGGAAGCGGGGAAGGUUCUUUAGGACUUUUAUCACUAAUUUCUGCACACCAUAUGCUAUUCAUAUGUACUUCUAUUCCAUUAUCUACUUUAUUUUUAUUUUUUUGUUGUUACUGUUUUGGGGCGUAGUCGAGUGCCAACAAUAUAACAAACUAACUAACUGUUACCGACCCUUUAGUGUGUGAGGUUAUGUACCUUGAUUAUCUCUGUAUCUCUUUUGUUUCAUCCAUUGUCUUUAUACCCGGAUAUUUGCUUGUUAGAUAUAUAAAGUAGCAUGUUUGAUCAAAA
Messenger RNA from Vigna unguiculata (cowpea), 1017 nucleotides. RefSeq lists its product as uncharacterized. Lineage: Eukaryota; Viridiplantae; Streptophyta; Magnoliopsida; Fabales; Fabaceae. The record is from RefSeq and is a predicted model, not a curated record.